AUGGCCGAUUCACAUUCCAACUCAUCAGCAGUCGAGCUGUUGAUAUAUUAUGAUGACUCCGAUGUUGAGACUUCGGACACGAUAUCCAAUAUAAGGAAUCUUUUCUUCGGGGUGUCGGUCUUCGAAGUCCGAGCGGGGGUGGUCCUGGGUGACGUCGAAUUCCACAGCUCAUCUUACGAUUCACAAGCCACGCUUACAUUGUCCAACUGUGCGCUCACACCCUCUGAAUAUCUCAGAGGCAACGAGGGCGACUGCGCGACCAUCUGUUCCGACCCAACCACGUCGAUGUUGCCAUGGAAUAUGCAGACAUGUUACUCGCUGGGCGUAGCUGCAAUGUUAGUACAGAACGGGAGUCUCACGGUCAACUCGUCAGGAUCAGACAAUUCUCAAGAGCAGUUUCGGUAUGGGAAUUUUUCUGAUUGGGACGGCACCAAGAUCAUCUCUGAUUUUGUCCAUUGCAUCACGUCAUCGUGCACGACAUCCAAUAUUUCGCCUUGCAAGAACAGAACGUUGGCAAUGGAGGAUUACAGCGUCACCGCCGGUAACCUGGACAUGAUACAGUCAGGGAUGAGCGCAUUUUGUUCGUACGGGGUCGAGAUCAACGCUGAUAUCGCUGGACCCGGCGUAAUGACCUCCUACCUCCUGCAGAUCUGCGCAGUCAUCUUCUUCUGGGUCCUCUUCAUUGCGCUCACUAAAUUGGCCUGGAUUUUGAUCUGGCCAAUCUUUUUCCGUCUGAAGACAGGGGAUGCAGAGCACUCCCAAAUCGAUCCAUUAAUCACCGUACCAUCAAGCGCGAGGCUGAUCGGCCCCCGCAUACAGGAAGCCUGGGCACGAGCUUCAGACAUACAGGGGCGCCUGUCCAGAGGGCGCCUUUACCAGGCGACGUUCAAGAUCCUCAAAGAGUUCCAAGAAGUCCAGAUCUUUUUCAUUGGAGCGAUUCAGAUAGCCACCUUGGCCACCUUCAAGCCGAAAAGCUCGGACUCGUCAGAUGCCAACUCGGCCAAGAGCUUCGGGGCGGCGGUGAUGGACAGCCAGCUCGUGCAGAUCCUGGCGGUCAACAGCAUCAUACCGCUGCUGCUUUUGCAGAGUAUGAUCCAGCGAGGUACAAGGGAAGAGCUAGUCAAGCAGCACAGGAGGUACCAGCGGUCGCCCCUUGCCUGGUAUACCUUCUUCCUCGUCUGGAUCACGGUCAUUUUAUCCACCGUCGUACACGCGAGGAGAAACGAGCUCAUUGCUCACUACGAGGACCUAUUCAAUAGAUUCAAGAAAAAUACUGCCGUGGAUGCAUGUGGGUCUAAUCCAAACCCCAUGGUGUACUGCAACGUGGACAACGACCUUGUCACUCGCUUCAACGCGGGCAUCGACAUCAUCUAUACCUCAAUUUCGCUCUUGACCAUCGACUUCUUGGCAUUUCAGGUCCCGAACUGGCAGCAAUGGCAUGUCUUGCAGAAAAUGAAGGGCGCGAUGAACCCGACCCAAGCCCAAGUGUUUGAGCAAUUCAGAACAAACUACUGGCCCUUGUUCACCAAAGCCAUCUGGUUCCUGCUAGAGUCCGCUCUCCUUGCCAGUUCGGCCCUCUAUCUCUCCGAUAUGCUCACCAUCACCCACUUGAUGAACGGUGGCGAAAACUCCUGGGGUGCCGCAAAUUCAUGGGGGUCAUGGUCCUUUGGGCAGCUCAUCGCUGUCAUGGUGUGGGUGCCGACUCUUUUCAAGCUCAUUUUCUACCUGAAGUUCGGAGUCGAAGAGGAUGACAGGAGCGACGUUGGUAGUGCCGAGCACACAGCUAUUGAGUUCGACCCGCUACAGGGGCCCGUCACAAGUGGUUGGACAGCUGAUAAGCCGGGAUUUUCGAUGAGCAGUCAAGUCGCUCUUCUAAAGCGUACCCCAGAUUCAAGGGGGUAUUGA
Molecule: messenger RNA, 1905 nt
Organism: Diaporthe amygdali
Lineage: Eukaryota; Fungi; Ascomycota; Sordariomycetes; Diaporthales; Diaporthaceae
Exons: 2
Coding region: 1-1905 (634 amino acids)
Source: RefSeq, a predicted model, not a curated record